Phycomyces blakesleeanus NRRL 1555(-) is the source of this 570-nucleotide messenger RNA. RefSeq lists its product as hypothetical. The annotation marks the transcript as partial. Gene Ontology annotation, biological process: retrograde transport, endosome to Golgi; Golgi to vacuole transport. Gene Ontology annotation, cellular component: GARP complex. Lineage: Eukaryota; Fungi; Mucoromycota; Mucoromycetes; Mucorales; Phycomycetaceae. Gene Ontology annotation, molecular function: syntaxin binding. The record is from RefSeq and is a predicted model, not a curated record. The transcript is spliced from 3 exons.
UUUAAUUCAAGAGUAUGUCAAGUUAUCCUGGGUGCUGGUGCCAUGCGAUCUGCUGGUCUAAAAAACAUUUCGGCCAAGCAUCUUGCCCUGGCAUCACAAUCUGUAGGGCUUAUGAUUGGACUUAUUCCAUCCCUUCGAGAUUGUAUUGGAAAACACAUGCCAGCCAAGCAUGGGGUUCUUUUAUCAGAGUUUGAUCGAAUUGUCAGAGACUAUAAAGACCAUCAGUCCGAGAUCCACUCCAAGUUGGUAGCGAUCAUGAAUGAACGUUUCUCGGUACAUGUGAAAGCCAUGCAGAAUGUACAGUGGGAUGAACAAGAGACAACAGGAAAAGCGGCCAACCAAUACAUGGAAACACUUGUCAAGGAAACCAUGACACUUCACAAAGUGCUGAGCAAGUACCUACCUCACCAUGAUCUACAGUUUAUUAUGUCUCAAGUCUUUACAUCAUUUACAACACAACUUUCGGAUCAAAUCAGUCGCCUUGAGAUCCGCACCGAAAAGGGCAAAGAAAGGUUUGUUGUUCAUAUUGAUUAUUUGGAUUAUUAUCUUCUUUGGUUAUUAAGAGGCUAA